This is a messenger RNA of Nerophis lumbriciformis (worm pipefish), 904 nucleotides long. It is a transcript of the gene s100t, whose product is annotated as S100 calcium binding protein T. NCBI's taxonomy places the organism in Eukaryota, Metazoa, Chordata, Actinopteri, Syngnathiformes, Syngnathidae. Gene Ontology annotation, cellular component: cytoplasm. Gene Ontology annotation, molecular function: transition metal ion binding; calcium ion binding; calcium-dependent protein binding. The record is from RefSeq and is a predicted model, not a curated record.
UUGGGUGCAGGUGGAAGCUGUAUUUAAGACGAGGGUCCUGCUCCUCGUCUUCACCAGUCGUUCUCUUGGCAUCUGAACCUCCAGCCUGUCCUCGCCCUCCGGUCAGAAUGUCUUUGCCCAACUCGGAGAACGCCUCCACCCUGGAGAACGCCAUGCAGCUCAUGAUCCAAACCUUCCACAAGUACUCGGGCAACGAGGGCGACAAAUACACGCUGAGCAGGGCCGAGCUCAAAGAGAUGCUGACUGCGGAGCUGGGCAACUACUUGGGGAACGCCCAAGACAAGGAGGCGGUGGACAAGGUCAUGGGCGACCUGGACUCCAACGGGGACGGCGAGGUGGACUUCACCGAGUUCAUCAUCCUGGUGGGCGCCCUCACCGUGGCGUGCAACGACUUUUUCCUGGAAUACAACGACAAGCCCCCCGCUAAGAAGUGAGCGCGGCGUUCCCGUCCGCAGCGUUUGCACGUGGCGCAACACUCCGGGGAGGGCAACCAUGUGGGAGAAGAGGACCAGACGCGUGUCUUAGAUAAGCCGCUUUUGACUCCGUGUUGACGUUCGUCUGUCUUUGUUUCGUAGCACUUUCCAGCUGUGAGUCCUCCCUGGGAAGAAUAAAAGUGGUCUUUGUUCAAGCGGCGCCAGUCUUGCCUGUCAUGUGUUGCAAUAAAAGCCCACCAGGUGGCAGUAAGUAGCCCUCAAUGAACCGCCUGGGAGUCAACGUCCUCUGCAGUGGACCUUUUUGUUUCGCAUAACCUAGGACAGUGUUUCUGAAGCCCCCUAGAGGCCUGCCUAAGAAUAUUUGUUUCUCAGCUGUGGUCCGUAUGGGUCGCGGCGGUACUCAGUUCUAAUACACUUUUCUACCACUUCUGGCAGUAAUGACAAUCUCAAACAAACAGAAGAUGUGACAA